Messenger RNA from Scaptodrosophila lebanonensis, 468 nucleotides. RefSeq lists its product as uncharacterized. Lineage: Eukaryota; Metazoa; Arthropoda; Insecta; Diptera; Drosophilidae. The transcript is spliced from 2 exons. The coding region runs from base 67 to 411 and encodes 114 amino acids. The record is from RefSeq and is a predicted model, not a curated record. Gene Ontology annotation, cellular component: mitochondrion.
UUUAUUUUUUAAAUCAUCUGUUUAUGCGUUGCUCUAAGGUGAGUGUGUAAGCUUAUUUGGCACAAAAUGUCCGUGUUAACCAAAGAAGAGCAGGAACUCAUAUGCCGCAAGCAUGAGCAAACAUUAAAGCUGCGUAACGAAUACCUAAAACAAAGUUCAAACCCCUUCCGCCACGCAACAGGCGAGGGAGGCACAGUGUUUGAUGCUGGUCUUGCACGCUUUCAAGCUAUGCGUGUGUCCAAUUAUGAGCAUUUUAAGCCCACUGGACGUUCAUUCCGUUCCGGCCUCUUUGCAGUUGUGCUACCAAUCGUCGUGUAUGCAUGGGCGCUGAAGUCCGAGCGUGAUAGUCGCGAACAAAAAUACCGCACUGGGCAAGUGGCCUACAAGGAUCGUCAGUUUAAAUUCAUUUAGAUUAUUAAAUUUGAUUGAACGAACUAAGAUAAAUUAAAAGAACGCGUUUAAAAAUAA